GCAAGGGGUUAAAGCAGGGAGGAAAGCGAACGGACAUGUCCAGUCACACGAGUGUCUUCUCCUGAGGGAAGGAUGAGGACUGCCAUGAGCCAGUGGUAACAUGCAUUUGGGACUCUUCUCUGCACCCUCACUGCAAUGGGCAAGCUUGAUCAGCAGGGCAAUAACCUCCCAGCCCUCCAUGCCUACUGACUGUGAUGGAAGAACUUGAUAGUAAUGUGAGAGUACAAGAGGGAUUUGGUGUGGGGGAGAAGAUAGUGCUCAUCACCUUCAUCUCAGCAGUCAUCUUGAUGACCAUUCUGGGUAACCUUCUAGUGAUGGUGGCAGUCUGCAGGGAUAGACAGCUGAGGAAAAUCAAAACCAAUUAUUUUAUUGUGUCACUUGCAUUCGCGGACUUACUAGUAUCAGUAUUGGUGAUGCCAUUUGGAGCCAUAGAGUUAGUGCAAGAUAAAUGGAUUUAUGGGGAAAUGUUUUGUCUGGUACGUACAUCACUCGAUGUUCUUCUGACAACAGCUUCCAUCCUCCAUCUCUGCUGUAUUUCACUGGACAGAUACUACGCUAUCUGCUGCCAGCCUUUGGUUUACAGGAACAAAAUGACCCCAUUGAGGAUAGCAUUGAUGCUUGGGGGAUGUUGGAUUAUCCCAACCUUUAUAUCCUUCCUGCCGAUUAUGCAAGGAUGGAACAGCAUUGGCAUCCUAGACUUGAUAGAAAAGAGAAAAUUCAGCAAAGACUCCAAUUCUACCUACUGCAUCUUUAUGGUCAACAAGCCGUAUGCUAUUACAUGCUCAGUGGUAGCUUUUUACAUUCCUUUUUUCUUGAUGGUGCUUGCUUACUAUCGUAUUUACGUCACAGCCCGAGAACACGCCAGACAAAUUGGAGUUUUACAGCGGGCCGGCGCCCCAGCGGACCAUCGACAUCAUCAUCCUGAUCAACAUACUACUCACAGGAUGAAGACAGAAACCAAAGCUGCUAAGACACUGUGCAUUAUCAUGGGAUGUUUCUGCCUUUGUUGGGCCCCAUUUUUUAUCACCAAUGUGGUUGACCCUUUCAUAAACUACACAGUACCAGGGCAACUGUGGACAGCUUUUCUUUGGUUAGGCUACAUAAAUUCAGGGUUGAACCCUUUUCUGUAUGCCUUUUUGAACAAGUCUUUUAGGCGUGCCUUCCUCAUCAUUUUGUGCUGCGGUGAUGAGAAGUAUCGAAGACCUUCCAUAUUGGAGCAAACUGUCCCAUGUUCUACCACAACUAUAAAUGGAUCUACACAUGUACUUAGUGGCUGUUCCUUUGUCUCCAAGUUUCUCCUGCUGUUCUGCAAUAGACCAGUUCCUGUGUGAGUUCUAAACAUGCACUGUACACUGUUCUAUAUAAUGGACAUCAUCAGGAGAGUGAGAAGCUUCCUAUCCAUAAUGACCCAGAAUCACAGGAAUCCUGUUUCUAGCCAGCGACAACAUCUAGUGCCCUGGAUUUUAAAUCACAAGCCAAACUUGCUCUUGGCAACCAUAAUGUUUGCAGUGGGUGACAAGAGAAAAUGCUGUCCACACAGUAUGGGUUUUUGCUCCUGCGAAAUCUCUUCCUGCACUACUCAACUCUGAGUCCUCCUUAUACAUGUGAAUGAGACUAUUUACUUGCUAUCUGGAUUUAUAUUUCAAUGCUCACCAGUAUAAUUUUGAUCUUAAAGAAACAACCAAAGACUGGAUCAGCAUGGCACGCUUUGUUUUCUUUAGCAAAAUGUGUAUAUGAGUGUAUGUACACAUAUCUUAACAGAUAUAUAUAUAUAUAUAUAUAUAUAUAUAUAUAUACUGCCCCAGUGCCUAACUGGUAAAAAUAUUCAGACAGGCAGCAACUGUGUGGAGAUCACCAAGACAUUGUUGAAGAACUGACGACAUUGGUAUCAGUAAAUAAUAUGAAGUAUUUACAUGUAUAGUUUUGUUCAGAGUAACAUAAUUCAUGUCCAUGUAGGUGAGAAACAUUCCCCUCACGUAGGCUUGUAAUGCCCGGCUGCUCAGCAGCUUGCAAAAUUUGAAGGAUCUUCCAGAAGCUUUGGUGUUUUGUUGUGGUUUUGUCACCAAUAGACAUUUUCAAUAAGAGUCAGCUUUACAUGCACAGUACAAUGUUGCUGCUAAUGUACACUAUCUCACAGUGAGAGUAAAUAUUUUAUUAUAUCUUUUCAUAUGACAACACUGAAGAAGUACACUUGCGUUACCGCUGAACUGGUCCAGAAG
Molecule: messenger RNA, 2219 nt
Organism: Hyla sarda
Lineage: Eukaryota; Metazoa; Chordata; Amphibia; Anura; Hylidae
Gene: HTR4
Product: 5-hydroxytryptamine receptor 4
Exons: 8
Coding region: 195-1331 (378 amino acids)
Biological process (GO): adenylate cyclase-activating adrenergic receptor signaling pathway; regulation of appetite; chemical synaptic transmission
Cellular component (GO): plasma membrane
Molecular function (GO): G protein-coupled serotonin receptor activity
Source: RefSeq, a predicted model, not a curated record